This is a messenger RNA of Miscanthus lutarioriparius, 1002 nucleotides long. The record is from the annotation of a GenBank genome assembly. NCBI's taxonomy places the organism in Eukaryota, Viridiplantae, Streptophyta, Magnoliopsida, Poales, Poaceae.
AUGUCCUCUACUACCAUCGGCGCAUCGGUGGCCGCGCGUGGUCGGGAGGAUGCCGACGGGGGGACCGGCCAGCAGCACAACGGUGGCCGUCCUAGCGCCGGCAACACCUUAACGGUGGAACCUGGGGUGGUUGUCGAUGAACAAGGCAACAACAAGAGGAAGCGGAAGGAACCGGCUGAGAAACGGGAGUGCUCCAUCUGUACCGAAGAACAUUACACAAAUCGGUGUCCGCUACUUCGUGGCCCCAAACCGACGGUCGCCUACUGUGCCGCUGCGGAGGAUGGGAUGGGUUUUUUCCAAAUACAGGCAGCAAGAAACAAUCAGAUUGUGGACACUUUUCAGGCGUCAGUCGCAGCCCUCAUUACAGUGGAAUCAGGUGAUGUCCCUGCUCACUUGGUACAAGCUGAACUGGCUAGGAUUAUUCCAGUGCGUUGGGAUUGGGAGGCGCAACAGCUGGGGGCAAAAUCUUUUGUUGUCCCAUUUCCAAGCAAGGAAGAGCUAGAUCGUAUGAUAGCUAUCAGGACACUUACAACAAGGAACAAAGAAGGCACUAUCGUAUUUGCUAAGUUCGUUGAUGAUGUUCAACCCAUAAGGUUAUUGGAGCAGGUAUGGGUGACAGUUACUAAGGUACCCAGGGCACUUCGUUCUUUUCUUCCACUUUGGGCAGUUGGGACCAUGAUUGGGGCCACACAUAAGGUGGAUAUGAUACACCUUCGGGCGACUAGACAGGUUCGUAUCCUGGUGGCAGUUUUUGAUGUGAAAAAGAUCCCAAAGUUUGCUGAUGUUUGUGUUGGCAGUGGUAUUUACCGCCUGCUUUUUAAGCCCGAUGAAGCUGUACAGAUUGAUCCAAUUGAUCCGGAGGAUGAUGGUCUGUUGGGUGAUGAUCUUGAUGGGGGCGACCGUGAGAUGGAAGAUGCGGAAGCUCAUAAUCCCCAAAACCCACAGAAUAAUACUAAAGCUUCUGACAAAACAUCAGCACCUCCACAGAAUUUGCCUCAUUAG